ACAAGUCCUUUAUCGGUCGCUUCCUGUUGUAAGCCUUUGACCAACAAUCCAAUCAGUAAGUGUACCCUGAUUUUUCAAGGUCUCUUUCAGUCCGUUCACAUUUUCCUGUUGGACAUGUGGUGCUUCAUUUUUCUUAGUGCGAUUAUAAUCGCGCCUGCUCUCUCCGAAGAGAAUUGCGAUGUCUCCCGGUACGUUGCAUGCAUGGAACCUAUUCACAAUGCAACUUUUGGGCAUCCGAAUGGUCUUUUCCAGGAUUCUAACGAUUUGGCAACUAGUUGUCCGAUCAUAAAAAAUGGAAUCAAGUGCAUUCAAGAUUAUGCGAGCCAAUGUGGAACAGACAUGAUAGCGGAAAAUUUCCACGAACAGUUUGAAAGACCUGCGGAAUUUCUGACUAAAAUUUGUGAUUCAUCCUCUCCAAUUAGAAAUGAUUACUUAAAGGCGUCGCCAUGCUUGCAUGAAAAGAGUGAUGAUCUGGAAGUUUGUUCAACCAAAGUGCAAGAAUUUCUUGCCAUUUUAGAUGAACCAGACACAAACGAAAAAGAGCUGACAUUAACCUGCAUGUAUGAAAUGAUGCUACGGGCUUGCCUCAUGAGCACUUCGGCAGAGAAAUGUGGACUGGAGACAGCCGUCUUCAUUCGGAAAGCGCUGCUCUACUCACCAUCCCUCGGAAUGCAAACAUGCUCCAAGGAGGUACAAUCACAUAUGUUGAUUACGGAAAUGGUUACAGUAGCACCUCGUGAAAAGUCAACUCAGGAGAAACUUGAUGAUGUCAUCAAUAACUGUCCGAUGACCAAUCCAGUCCCGUGCUUGGAUAAGAUAUUUAAGCUAAACAAACAGCUUAUGAGUGAGAUAUCCCGGAGACAAACUGGAACGGAUUAGAAUUAUCUCUCUGUACGGAAUUUGUGCUCAAUGUUUUGGAAUUUUUAAAUAUGUGUCACGUUUAAAUUCAAAUUGUUACUUUUCUGCUAUCCUGAUAACAGUGUUCUCAAAACAUAAACACUGGAAGAAAAUGUUUUCCAAGUAGCAUAACAGAGCAGUCUUAGACAGGGAAGGUGAUUUUGAGAAUAGAUUUGCUAUAUUUGGUGGUUUUGCUAUUCGUGUUUAAUGUUAUUGAAAAUUCUGUCUGUUAUUGGAAAAAAUAAUUGCAAAUCGUUUAAAUAUUUUAACUCAAAUUAUUAUUGAUUUGAUUAUUUAGAUAUUGUAAAUAAACAGAAUUAUUUA
Argiope bruennichi is the source of this 1221-nucleotide messenger RNA. RefSeq lists its product as uncharacterized. The transcript is spliced from 6 exons. Bases 115 to 879 code for a protein of 254 amino acids. The record is from RefSeq and is a predicted model, not a curated record. NCBI's taxonomy places the organism in Eukaryota, Metazoa, Arthropoda, Arachnida, Araneae, Araneidae.